UAAUUAACUUGUGCGCACGCACAUUCUGUUCACAUGGCGUGUACCUUAGUUGCUAUGACAACACCGAGUCUGUUCCUGAAGUUGAGCUACAUGAUAUUCUCAAUGGAAUAAGCUUCUUCCACAUUGGCCAAGGACCAUUUUCACUGUGCUGUUUUGCUUGAUGCAGACACUAUAUUUAUUACGUAUUAGGAAAUGGAAAAUCUUGAAAGAGUAUGUUCUGCACAAACCUGCAGAAAUACACAUUUUAUAGAAAAUUCUCCAAGGCAACCAAAAAGCCAAGAGGAUAUUGUUCUAGUAAUGAAAAAGACUAAUGCAGCAAAAGUUAUACAAAGAGCCUGGCGAAGGUAUAUUGACACUUGUGUAUUUCGCUACUACAAGAGUCUCAUUAACUUCAGAAGACAAGGAGAUCCGCGUUUACUGCUUAAAUAUGUAAAUCCAAAAGAGGCAGAGUUUCUCGAUGCUGCUGCUGGAGUACAUGUAAAAUUUAGGCUGGGAGGGAGCAAAUUUCCUCCAGAUAUCUACUACAAAAUUUUCACUCAUCGACCCAUUGUUGAUUUGUGUGCAAAUAGUCCAAAGGACUACACUAGCCCACUCUCAAAAUGGCCUCAGCCCAAAGAAGUUCAUAAUCAUGGGAAAACAGUGGAAGAUGAUCACUCAGGCUGGUAUAGAAGAUAUGAAAACAAUGGCUGGAGACUUCUGAAUCAUAGGCUUAAUGUAGGCUUUGAUAAAGAAUCUUCUGACUCAAAUGCAGACAAACCAGAAUUUCACCAUUCUACACUCCAAAGGCGUCAGGAUGUGGAAAGAAAGAGAAAGAAGAAAAAAAUUGAAUGGAUGAGGAAAAUGUAUCAAGAAGGUGUCCUUCAUGCCAGCACUCCAGACCCUGAUACAGCAGCUUUGGUACAGAGAGCUACAGAAGGAAUAAUGGCUGCCAUGGAGAAAAAGGGAGAAGUUAUGGAUUGGGAAGUUGACGAAUUAUUGAAGUGGACUAAUUCACUCAACUUUGAAGAAUACCUGUAUGAUUGGAAUGAAAUAGCAACGAGUAAUUCUUCAGACAGCUAAAGGUCCAACAUGUCCACUUUCUUCACACUCGAUUGAAGCUUUUGGGUCUCACAAAGGCAGAGACUGGGAACAUCAUGACUGUGACGAACCUUAACAGAUAAGGAAAGUUGAGGUCUGAGCAACGCUGAAGAAAAGACGCAGGGUUUUGGUAUUCAUGCACUAAAAUAAAAUUUAAA
Messenger RNA from Polypterus senegalus (gray bichir), 1235 nucleotides. RefSeq names its product chromosome 2 C11orf65 homolog (gene c2h11orf65). Bases 193 to 1059 code for a protein of 288 amino acids. The transcript is spliced from 10 exons. NCBI's taxonomy places the organism in Eukaryota, Metazoa, Chordata, Cladistia, Polypteriformes, Polypteridae. The record is from RefSeq and is a predicted model, not a curated record.